AUGUCCGAAAAUAAUUCAGAGGAACUUACCCAAGAGCAAAAACGUGUUGUGCAAUCGGCGUUUUCGAGUAAAGCGCCCAGGAAAUCAUCGGCUUCGAAUACGUGAGUUCAUCAAGAAUAAAUUGAAAAUUCACUCCUCGUUUCUCAAACCCACCAUAGCUCAGGCGGUAGCGAUUGUGUCUCUUGAGUUUUUGCACCCGGGUUCGAUUCCCCCCAUGAACUUUUUUGUUUGUUUUUUUUUUUCUGGAAGAUUUCAAAAAAAAAUAAUGUUUUUUUUUCAGUGCUCCAUUCAACACAUGUCUUCUAGUCCUUCUAACCGCCUCAAUUCUCCUCCAAAUCUCUGCGAUCUUCGGCCAAAACGGCUCAUUCGUCAGUCUUUUCAUCGCAAUCUUCAUGUUCGAAUGGUUCAACAUUCAUUUUUCCGCGAUGACGCGAACGCGCCGCGCAUGUUUCGACGUGGCAAAUGUGCUGGAGACCUAUCAACCACGUGCCAGAACUCACGGACAUUUAUUCAUUCCGGAUCCGCCAACUCCAUGCGUUAAAAUUGCGGACGAAAAUGACGUGGCACACGAUGCGCCGAAGGAGAAAAAUGCGUUCACCAAUGCUAGAGAUGCGGUAAGUCUAGUGUAAUUAAUUAAUUAAUCAAUUAAUUUCAAAAAUUUCUAGCACUACGAGAACAUGUAUCAAAAAGCGUUGCAAAUGGCGAAGGAAAUGGAGCAAAAUGAGAAGCACGGAGCAAGUCCAAAUAUGGAUAGUGGCGAGAAUGCGGCAAAUGCGGAAUUGAAGCCGGCGGAUCCGGAAAAAGAUAAGAAGGAGGGCGAGGAGAAGGCGAAGGAGAAAAAGAAGAAAUAUGAGGAUGAUAUGACGAAACCAUUUAGUUGCUAA
This is a messenger RNA of Caenorhabditis angaria, 884 nucleotides long. NCBI's taxonomy places the organism in Eukaryota, Metazoa, Nematoda, Chromadorea, Rhabditida, Rhabditidae. The record is from the annotation of a GenBank genome assembly.